AGUUACACUCCUUCACUCAGUCACUCUCCCCUACCUGGUGACGUCCACGACUGCAAACAUCAGCUGCCUGUCAGGACUCCUCCUCCACUGAGCCACAAUGACCCACACCUUGUGCUCGAGCUGCCUCCUUUUCUUCCUGCUGUCCCUCUGCUGUCCCACAUGUGCUCAACCUCAACGCAGGGCAGCGCGUGCCCCGGCUGCCAAGGUGCGUUUGGCGGGAAACUGGGCUCGAGAGGCACACGAAGGGCGUGUAGAGGUGCUGCACAACAACACAUGGGGAACCGUGUGUGACGAUGAGGUGGACAUCAAGUUGGCCAAUGUGGUGUGCAGGGAGCUGGGGUUCCAGGGUGGGAUCACGUGGGCGCACAGUGCAAAGUAUGGAGAAGGACAAGGCCCAAUAUGGAUGGACAACGUUCGCUGUGAUGGCUCUGAGAAGUCUUUGAAGGACUGCAAGCAUAAUGGUUGGGGCAUACUGGCCAGUCGCAGACAUCCAGGUUAUUACCACGGGAAUGGACACCCGCAAGAGAUCCCCAGGUUUUACAGACCCUACCACUAUCAGGGUCGCAGUAAAGUGCAGAUCGAAGAAGUUCGUCUACGCCCCAUUCUGAUGGCUACGAAGACGAAGAACCUGGUCACAGAGGGUGUUGUGGAAGUGAAGCAUGCUGGGAGAUGGAGGCAGCCUCAGGAUGAUAAAGGGAUCUCUGUCCCCUCUCUACAGCCCUUAAUUUACAUCGUCUCUAGGCAAGUCACCUCUGCUCACCCUAUUGCCUCUUCGUCUCUCUGA
Messenger RNA from Thalassophryne amazonica, 784 nucleotides. RefSeq names its product lysyl oxidase homolog 4-like. The transcript is spliced from 6 exons. The record is from RefSeq and is a predicted model, not a curated record. Gene Ontology annotation, cellular component: membrane. Bases 98 to 784 code for a protein of 228 amino acids. Gene Ontology annotation, molecular function: protein-lysine 6-oxidase activity. NCBI's taxonomy places the organism in Eukaryota, Metazoa, Chordata, Actinopteri, Batrachoidiformes, Batrachoididae. Gene Ontology annotation, biological process: peptidyl-lysine oxidation.